Molecule: messenger RNA, 798 nt
Organism: Puccinia graminis f. sp. tritici CRL 75-36-700-3
Lineage: Eukaryota; Fungi; Basidiomycota; Pucciniomycetes; Pucciniales; Pucciniaceae
Product: 40S ribosomal protein S4
Exons: 6
Coding region: 1-798 (265 amino acids)
Biological process (GO): translation
Cellular component (GO): cytosolic small ribosomal subunit; ribosome
Molecular function (GO): structural constituent of ribosome; RNA binding
Source: RefSeq, a predicted model, not a curated record
AUGGGUGUCCGAGGGCAAAAGAAACACAUGAAGCGUCUCGCGGCGCCAUCGUCAUGGAUGCUCGACAAGCUCGGUGGUACCUACGCUCCCCGAUCUAACCCAGGUCCUCACAAGUUGCGCGAGAGUCUUCCUUUGAGUGUGCUUCUCCGCCACCGUCUGAAAUACGCCUUGACUGGGCGUGAAGUCACCUUGAUUGUCGCCCAACGACUCAUCAAGAUUGACAACAAAGUCCGAACCGACCCCAAGUUCCCGACCGGUUUCAUGGAUGUCAUUUCAAUCGAAAAAUCCGGUGAACAUUUCCGAGUCAUGUUCGACAUCAAGGGCCGAUUCACCGUCCACCGAAUCAGCGCUGAAGAGGCCACCUACAAGCUUUGCAAAGUCAAACGUGUCCAACUUGGAAACAAGGGCGUUCCAUUCAUUGUCACACACGAUGGCCGUACCAUCCGAUACCCCGACCCAAUCAUCAAGGUUAACGACACCAUCAAGUUCGACUUAGUCCAGAACAAGAUUGUCGACACCCUCCCCUUCGAAGUUGGAAACCUUGUCAUGUGCACAGGUGGUCGUAACCAGGGCCGAGUUGGCACCAUCCUCAGCCGAGAGAAGCACGUCGGUGGAUACGACAUUGUCCACGUCCGAGACGUCAUCGACCGAACCUUCUCCACUCGUAUUGGGAACGUUCAGGUUAUCGGCGCCCACGGCAAACCAUCUGUCUCCCUCCCUCGUGGCGGUGGUGUCAAAUUGACCAUUGCCGAAGAGCGUGAUCAACGACGAAAACAAAAGGAGAAAGAAGGACAUUAG